This is a messenger RNA of Trypanosoma brucei brucei TREU927, 945 nucleotides long. RefSeq lists its product as hypothetical. The record is from RefSeq and is a predicted model, not a curated record. The coding region runs from base 1 to 945 and encodes 314 amino acids. Gene Ontology annotation, cellular component: cytosol. The transcript has a single exon. NCBI's taxonomy places the organism in Eukaryota, Euglenozoa, Kinetoplastea, Trypanosomatida, Trypanosomatidae.
AUGCGGCCCGUGAUUGUGAUGCUUCUCCACGAAGAACAAGACACCGGCGCAUAUAUGAUAAAGUAUCUCGUCACUAGAGGAAUGGAUUUUGUCAUGUUUCGUUGCUGGGAAGAACGGGUUGCUUCGCUUGUGCCCAAAGCUGCUGGUGAGACGAUUCGGUGCCUACCGGUGGCAAACAAGCCCCAUCAUUAUGUACCGUGUCUGGUUAAUUCCACAGCAGCUCCCAGCACUGAAUCUGAAUCAUUAGUAACAACCUCAACCUCUUUAGCACCCGUAUCUUCCAAUGUUGCGGAGGAUUGCCGCAUCCGUGCCGUGGCGAGCUUUGGUGGCUCGAUGAGUGUUAAUGAUGAAUUAUCCUACUUUGAAUCGAUUCGCUCCCUCAUGCGGUCGUGCUUGGAGAAGAGGAUUCCCGUCAUUGGGCAUUGCCUCGGAGGCCAGUUGCUUUCAAGUGCGCUGGGCGGCCGCAUUGUGCUUUCAGAAAAUAUUGAAGUUGGUUGGUAUGAAAUGGUGGUGGAGGAGGCGGAGGAUGUGAAGGAUUGGUUCGGUGGACGGAAACGCUUCGAUGCGUUUCAUAUUCACACGGAUUCCUUCACCAUCCCACAAGGUGCUCGCCGAAUUGUAACCGGGGCAUAUUGUGCCAAUCAAGCCUUUCAGGUUGGGGAUCAGUUUGCUCUGGGAAUGCAAUUUCAUCCUGAAGUGGAUGAGGAUAAGGUGAGAAGCCUCAUUUCUUCUCAAUUCCCCACAUUAUACACCGAAGAGGAACUUGCAGAUAUUCUCAGAAAAGGAGCGGAAGGUGCGAAAACGCCUGAUGGGAGGCCACUUGUGUCCCCAGGUUCCAUGACACGCGAGUGUAUUGAAAAGUGCCUUCGUGAGGGACGUAUCGAACAGAACCGUCCCAUUGCAGACAGUAUUUACGACACGUGGUGUUCUGGUUUCCUUUUUUAA